This is a messenger RNA of Eriocheir sinensis (Chinese mitten crab), 4690 nucleotides long. RefSeq names its product peroxidase-like. Gene Ontology annotation, biological process: response to oxidative stress. NCBI's taxonomy places the organism in Eukaryota, Metazoa, Arthropoda, Malacostraca, Decapoda, Varunidae. The record is from RefSeq and is a predicted model, not a curated record. Gene Ontology annotation, molecular function: heme binding; peroxidase activity. Bases 188 to 2632 code for a protein of 814 amino acids. The transcript has 17 exons.
CUAGCAGGAUAGGCAGUGUGUUCCCGCUGCUUGUCGGGUGAAGACGUUGGAACAUCCUCUCUGGAAGCCACAACAGAGUCUGGCUCGCGUCAUCCCCGUAACCUUGAGCGGAACUGCUGGAUUCUCCCAUGACUGACAGUAGAGUUUAGUGCUUAUUGUAUCCCAAGGGUCAUCAAGGGGUGGGAACAUGCUGGAAAGGGCUUGCGUCGUGGUCCUGGUGGCCGGCCUGGCAGCAGCUCAGGUCGUCUUCCCGAAGGAUGAGGCCGGCGCAGCCUCCUCGGACGGGCCGGGAGAAAAGUCCUUGCCAAUCUUCUUUCCCAGGGAGGCUAAGCAGCCUGAGGUCCCCUGCACCACCUACGAGGGAAAGCAAGGCUCUUGUCGGCUGCUCCUCAAGUGCGCAACCUUCUACGCCGAGAUUGCCCAGCUCUCGCGCUCCCCCUGCACCAUCAACGAGCAUCAGCAGGGCGUGUGCUGCCCCGCGACCGAGGCGCCUGUCACUGAUGUUGGUGGGCUCAUCAGCAAACAGCCAGUACCCCAAGCAGCCGUCCAGGUGCCCGACAUUAAAUUUACGGAGAUUAACAACGCCUGCGAAAUGGGAAUACAGGCAGUGGACCAACAGGAUCAAUUUGAGGCCUUCUUGGUCCAGAACAAGGUUGUGGCUAAGAAGGGUUCGUCCAUGGCCCAGCACGGCAUGCUCUUCCAGACCACCGAGGAGGUCGUCAAGAAGGGCAAGGACGCUUCCAAGAACAUCGCUGCGUCUGUUAUCCUCAUGAAGCAAUUCAAACUCAGCAAGGAGCAGGGAGGGUUUGCACUUCCUCAGUUCGGCAUCCAGAACACUGUGAUUCAAGACACGUGCCCCGAGGAGCCAAUCUGCCCCGACACCAAGUACCGCGUCAUGAAUGCCACCUGCAACAACCGCCGCAACAAGAGCUGGGGACAGGCUGAGACCGCCUUCCAGCGCAUCCUGCCGCCGGCCUACGAUGACGGCUUGAACGCACCCCGCUCCAAAACCAAGUCUGGGAACCCAUUGCCCUCGCCGCGCGCCAUCUCCUCCGAGGUGAUCAUCGACCGGGACAACCUCUACGAUAACUUUACCCUACUUAUCAUGCAAUGGGGACAGUUCCUGGACCAUGACAUUACUCACACGCCGCUCACCAAGGUUAUCAACAACUCCACGGGGGAGAUGGAGGAUAUCACGUGCUGCAACAGGGGCGCCUUCCGCGACGCCUCCACCCUCCACCAGGCCUGCAUGCCCAUCGAUAUUCCUGAAACGGACGCCUUCUACAGCAAGCACAACCAGCGGUGCAUGGACUUCGCGAGGUCCUUGCCGGCCCCACGUCCGGCCUGUAACCUCGGCGCUCGGGAGCAGAUGAACCAAAUCACGGCCUUCCUCGAUGCCAGCAACGUCUAUGGGUCCUCUGUCAAGGAGUCGAACGAGCUGAGGGCCUUCUCUGGCGGCCUCUUGAAGGAGAACAAUGCCCAGCAGCACCUCCUGCCGCCUGACUCCAGUAGCUGCCAGGAUGCCACCAAGACCAUGCACUGCUUCAAGGCGGGUGACUCCCGGGUGAACGAGCAGCCACAACUUGCCGUCAUGCACACGCUGUGGAUGAGGCAGCACAACCGCCUGGCCCGGGAGCUGUCAGCCAUCAACCCCGGCUGGACCGACGAGAUUCUCUUCCAGGAGGCGAGGCGCAUCGUGGCCGCCCAGAUGCAGCACAUCACCUACAACGAAUACCUGCCCAUCGUCCUCGGUAGCAAAUUUAUGGUGGCAUUCGGUCUGGUGCCCCGCGAGUCUGGCUAUGCUCCAGGCUACCGAGAGGACAUUGACCCAAGUAUCAACAACGUCUUCGCCACGGCUGCUUUCAGAUAUGGCCACACCCUCAUCUCAGGCUCCAUGAAAUCGUUCAGCAAGUUUGGCACCUUGGAGCAAGACCUCAAGCUGAGUGAGAACCAGUUUUCGCCAUUCGCUCUUUACCGGCCCGGAGGUUUUGAUGCCCUCUUGCGGGGGGUGACCAAGCAGCCAAGCCAGAAGUUUGACCACUUCUUCAGCGAGCAGCUGACCAACCACUUGUUCCCUGCAAAAAUGCCAGAUGGUGGCUUCAGCCCCUUCGGCAUGGACUUGGUGGCCCUGAACAUCCAGCGAGGCAGAGACCACGGCUUGCCAGACUACAACCAGUGGCGCAAGAUCUGUGGCUUACCCUUGGCGACUACCUUCCAAGACCUUACAGAUGUUAUUGAUCUUGAUGUUAUCCAGCACCUGCAGGCACUCUACGAGGACGUGAAUGACAUCGACAUUUUCAUCGGUGGUAUCUCGGAAAGGCCAAUGGAAGGCUCCCUCCUCGGCCACACCUUCCUGUGCAUCGUUGGGGACCAGUUUGCGCGCCUCAGGCUUGGUGACCGCUUCUUCUAUGAAAACGGCGGCCUGGAGUCUUCGUUCAGGGAGGAGCAGCUGGAUGAGAUUCGCCGCACCAGUCUCGCCAGGAUCAUGUGUGACAACUCAGACGUGGAGAUGAUGCAGCCUCUCGUCUUCAUCCGAGCCCACCUUUUGAACAAGCGAGUCCCCUGUGCGUCCGACAAGGAUAUCCCCAAGGUGUCGCUGCAGCCCUGGCGGAACGAACCAGUGUGGGCCUAGGGCUGUGAGUGUGUCGCUGCGCCCAUGUAAUAAGCCUCCCCACCACCACCACCACCAUCAACCCUGCCACUAUACCGCCAUAUUCUUCCAUCACCAUUCGUUCUACCAUAAGGAAAGCUGCUAUGAGAUGAACAACAUAUGAGGGAUGGACAUAAGAAAAUAAGUGAAGUGAUAACAGGGAAAGCUGCUGCAAGAUGAACAAUAUAUGAGGAAGGACGCACAGAAAUAUAAAUGAAAUAAUGAUUGAAGAAAAAUACUUAUUGUUGAAAAAGAGGUUUGGAUACGGAGGAAUCAAUAGUGUUACGCUAGAAAUUAAGAAAACUUUCAUGAUACAUAAAUGAAAAGAGAUUUGAAGGAAGAACAUACAGAAAAAGAGGUGUGGAUACGGAGGAAUUAAUAGUGUUAGGCUAGAAAUGAAGAAAAUUUUUAUAAUACACAGCUGAUAAGAGAUUCUGAGGAAGGACAUACAAAAAAAAUAAAUGAAAUAUUGAUGGAAGAAAAAUACUUAUGGUUGAAAAAUAGAUUUGGAUAUGGAGAAAUCAGUAAAGUUAUGCUAGAAACAAUAAUGAAGAAGAUAAAAUAGCACAUAGUUGAAAAAGAGCUCUGGAAAUGGAAUAAACUGAUCAAAAAUACACGGUUGAAAAAUAGCUUAGGAAAUGGAGGAAUCAAUAGUGUUAUGGUAGAGAUAAAGAAAGAAAUAAGAUACAUAGUUAAAAAAUAGCUUAGGAAAUGGAGAAAUAAGUAAAGUUAUGCUGGAAGUAAUGGAAAAAAAAAAAAAAAGAAUCUUCAUAGGGUAGGCAAUGGCUGAGUGGUUAGCGUGCGGGCCCCACAUUCACUGUGUGCUGGAUGACGUGAGUUCGAAUCUGCACGUUACCACCUGGGAUUUUUCAGUCACCACCGAGUGGCCUAAGACUACCCACAUGCUGUCCUGAAGACCACCGAUCAACCCGAACUCUAGAAGAAACUGUCCAAGUGAAUCAAGAAUGAGUUCCGGGGGGCAGCAUGUGCCAAGCAUAAAUGACGCCACUAUAAACAUUGCCUGCACCAUGACGGGCUUGGGCAGACCACCAUCCAGGCCCCUGAAGAAAGCCGACUGGUACUAUUGGCAAACAUGUAAAAAAAAAAAAAAAAAAAAAAAAAAAAAAUCAUCAUAUCACGUUUCCUUUUCUUUCUUCAUCCUCCUUAAUAAUUCUUCAUCCUUCCUCUAUUUUUUUCUAUCUAUCCUGUUAUUUUUUUUUAUUCUGUCAAAGUUACCAGCAUUACUACUGUGUGAAUUAUACCUUUGCUACCACCACCACAACCACCAGCAACCACAACCAAUCAACCACCACCAGCUCUCAGAAAGUAUAUAAGUAUAUAUAUGUAAUAGUCACACUUGGUCACUUAUAGUACACCAGUUAUUUUUUCUUCCUCUGCUACCACACAACCAGCAACCGACAACCACAACCAAUCAACCCCCACCAGCUAUCAGAAAGCAUAUAUUUGUAACAGCCACACUUGGUCACAUACAGCAUAUUAAUUUUUUUCUCUUCCUUGGUGUUAUAUCUCUGCUACCACCACCACACAACCACACUGAUAACCACAACCAAUAAUCAACCACCACCAGCUAUCAGAAAGUAUAUAUAUGUAACAAUCACACUGGGUCACACUUUAUUUUAUUUUUCUUGCAGCUAUAUAAUUGAUGGACAGUCUGAUCAAUAAAAAUGCAAUGACUAAAUCACUAAAUAUGCAAAAAUCAACCAAAAAUGAUUAUAAUGACUGACUUAUUUUAUUUAUUUGUGUUAUUUUCCUGUUUUCUUUGCUGUUAAACAUACAACUUGCAAGACAGACAGACAGGCUGAUCUGAUAUUAAGCAUCCAACCGCUUAUCGAGAAAAAAAAAAUUAUAAUUGAUUUUUGUUGAAUAUUGAUAAUCUCUUGUAGUGUAAUUUUAGCCGAUUUUUGUUUUUAAUGGUAUGGCAUUUGUGUAAUUCACGUAAUUUGAUAUUGCAUUCAUGUGUUUGAUGUAGAGUCUUAUGUAAGCGUCGAAAUCCUAUAUGUCAUAAAUGUUCCAUCUGAA